AUGGCCGAGUUCGAAAAAGAUCCAACGUUGCCCACGAAUGUCGGCAGUGGGACUGAGAGCAAGGAACUGAUCAUCAGAGGAGACCAAUCCAACCAGGGAGAGAUUGAUAAACUGAAGAAGGAGAAUUUCAAUUUGAAGGAAGAGAACAAGCUUCUGCUGGAUGGCUGCCACCGUCAAAAUGUCACUGAUGAGAAAAGACUAUCCAAGGCUGUGGCAAAAGCAAUAGAAGUUGAAGUGCUACGGGAAGAGACGACAAAGAUUUACAGCGAGUCCAAUACAAUGCCAGAGAUGGAGGGCGAUUCCCCUCUUAUAUGGCUGUCUUUCCCCCGGAAGAAGAAAAGCUCCAUGCAAAAUGUCAGUGAUGAGACAAAACCAUCCAAGACUGUCACGAAAACAACAGAAGACGGGGUGUCAUGGGAAGAGACAACAGAGAUGUACAGUCAGUCCAAUACAAAGUCAAGGAAGCGAGGGCAUAGUCCCUCGGGAGCACUACCAUCUUCCCCCAAACGCCAAAAGAUAUCAGUCCAACCAUCAGUCAAACGACCUACAUUCCACCCGAAUGUCCAUGGAAGUAACGUUGUCAUUGAAAAUGGAGGUUCGACUGCUCGAAGUGUGUAUAUUGCCAGUAAUAGUAUCUGUUGUAGUCAGGAGCCAAUAGAGAUUGAUGAAAAAGUCAAUCUAAUGAUCACAAAGUGUAGGAGGUUUAAAGGCUCAAUGAGGUUUGGAUUCACUUCAAGAAACCCGGACUCGUUGAAAGAGCUGUUGUCACAUCCCUACGCUAACAUGGCCUUCAAUGAUAGGGUUUGGAUUAAACCGUUACCUGAUAUAUACGGAAAGCAGGGAAACAUUGUGACAUACUCCGUUAAUAAGGAGGGACUCGUACACUUCAGUAUUUCCGGAGGAGACAAUCUGCUUUUACUUGACAACGUGGAUGUCUCGAGCUCCGGUCAACUUUGGGCAGUCGUAGAUUUAUACGGGAGCACCGAGGCAGUGGAACUUCAAGCUGACCAAGCCUGCGGUGCUAUCGACAGAAAUACGAUUUGUGAAGGAGAUCUGGUCAGGCUCAACGACGAUCUGGACUCGAAGACUUUGCACUACCUUCAAGAAGAGCAUGGUGGAGUUUUUCCAGAUAUGGAAAAGGAACAGGAAAAGGUCGGGAAGGUCACGGAAAUCGAUGGCAACAACGAUGCUGCCGUAUACUUUCCAGAAAUUGACCAAAAGUGGGUCCUGAAUCCUGCAACCUUGCAAAAGAUUGAAAAGGGUGUUGAAAACCUAGAAGUCAUACAAGAAGGUGACUUGGUAAAAACCGGAACGGACCUUGCUAAAGUUAGGAGUCUGCAAAAGGAACGCGGGAUUGAUGAUGACAUUGAGAAGUUUCUGGGAAAGGUCGGAAGGGUGGAGACAGUUGCUGUUCCCAGUGGAGACAUUUCAGUAAGGAUUGACGGGAAAAGCGUGAUGUUCAGUCGUAAAGCCGUUGAGAAGAUUCCGGGUAAAGGAGAAAUGUGUGAACGCGGUAUUCAUCGCUGGAGCAGAGGGUACUCCAAAAUCUGCAAGCAAUGUGAAGAAUGCACAUCCAGGGGCAAUAAAUGUAUUAUGACGAGGACGCCACAUCGUCCAGUUGGAAGCACUUGUGGGUGUUUACAGAGAGAUGGGGGUUGUGAACUUUGUGGCAUUUGUCGAAAAUGUGCUGGAGAAAGCAGCAACUCUGAGGACAGUGAACUAACAGUUGUCACAGGGCUAUGCAAGGAGGAGUUGAGGAAGGGAGAUGAAGUAAAGGUGGACUUGGAUGCUGAUACGUUUCAGAUUUUGCAGAACAAGGGUGAAGUUGGAUGGCACAAGGGCAUGCUUCAGGUGGUUGGUGUUCCCGGCACAGUGACUGGUCUGACAAAGAAGGGUGCACAGGUGAAAUUCUCGACUGGAACAAUAUGGUGCUUGGUUCCUGGAUGCCUAACUAAGAUCUCUGCUGAAUCAGAAGUAAUGAAGAAAGGAAGCCUUGUGAGGAUGAUAAACGACGAGGAUACGCUAAGGAAAUUGCAAGAAGGGCAUGGAGGGUACAACGAAGAUAUGCGAAUCAACAUCGGAAAGACUGGUAUUGUACGGAAGGUUAAAAAGCGCAUCAUUCAAGUGGACUUCUAUGGCAGAAAAUGGUGGCUCAACCGUGCUGCUCUUACUCCAGUUCUGUCAGGAGAUGCAGGCCACAAGAACGUCGUUCUUCAUAUCAAGGAGAAUGAUAAUGUGAAAGUGGUUGUAGAUCAUGAAACAUUUCAAUCCGAUCAAGUGGGCCAUGGAGGAUACGAGGACAAGAUGCAAAAGUUGUUGGGGAAAAUCGGAAUGGUUCACCACUUCGACGUUGAUGGUGAUGCCAUUGUCUGCUACCCGGAUGGCACAAAAUGGUGCUUGAAUCCCAUGAGUCUGGGAAAAGUAAGUCCAGAAGACUGUGAACCAGUAGAUGUCAGCCACGUUGUAGAUGUUGGAGACUGGGUGAAGGUGGAAGCUGACAAGGAAAGGAUCAAACGUAUCCAGGAGGAAACAGUGCCUUGGGACGAUGUCUUCUAUGAUGUUGCAGGAAAGGUCGGACAUGUUAGGGUUUCAUACCUUCAGCAGAACAUUGUUCGAGUGUUUAUCAAGAAUGGUGAAUAUCCACUGAAUCCUCUUCUUGUCAGAAAGGCCACUUCAAUGGAGGUGACGGAAGCUUUUGAUGGGGCAAAUGUCCAAAACCCAGACUUUGCAAGAGGAGACUUGGUUAAGAUAUCUGUACCCUUGGACAAGCUCAAAAGCUUACAACAUGGGCAUGGUGGAUUCGUCGAUAGCAUGUCAAAGCACACCGACUUGAUCGGGUCUGUGAAGUUCAUUGACAGUUCAGGCGAUGUUCAUGUACGGUUUAGUCCCAGAGGAUAUCGUAUCAAUUCUUUGGCAGUCUCAAAAGUGGCACCGACGGAGGACACAUUCCAUGUUGGUGACUUGGUUGCUAUUGAGUCAGACAAAUCACGGGUUAAGUCUCUUCAGACUCUGCAGCAUGGUGACUAUGUUUCAGUCAUGUCAAAGACAUGUGGAGCAAUAGGACGUGUACAUGCAGUCAUCAGCAAGAGUAAAAUUAGAGUUAAGGUUCAGGGAAGAACAUUGAUCUUUAACCCAGAUCUGCUUACAAGAAAGGGGAAUCCAGGGCUUGACCAUGUGGACUGGAAAGCGGCUACCAUUUGUGCAGUUAAAAAGCACGACUGGAGCAAAGGACGCUGCAUGGUGUGUGUUGUCUGUAAGGAAUGCACACAUUAUGGAAAACAGUGUCCUGCACGUGACAGACCCGGCAGAUCUCCUGGCAGCAUCUGUGGCUGUGGAAAUGGCCAUGCAGGAUGUGAUGACUGUGGUCGCUGUAAAACGUGUGCAGAAGAAGAAGAUGAUUCUGACAUGGAUUCUGAUUCGGAUGGUGAAUCUGAUGUGGGAGCUAAACUUGGAAAGCUGAUUGAAGCUAGGGCGGAAGAUUUCUUUGGAAAACUUAUGCGAUUGACCGACCCACCAAAUGGAGAGGCGCACGAGCAUGAUCUGGCAAAGGGAGAUGAAGUGCAGGUGGAUAUUGAUCUGGAGACAUUCCGCAUUCUGCAGGAGGAGGGUAACGGUGGAUGGGACGACGCCAUGAUUAAGGUCAUUGGAGUUCCUGGAACGGUAGCUUGCUUUGAUGGGAAGAAUGUGCAUGUCAACUUCCAGAAUGGAGCAUGUUGGAGUAUUGUUCCUGGGUGUCUCACUAAGAAAGCGAAAGCGGAAAAGACGAGUGGAACCUCAAUCAAGAAAGGAGACCUUGUAAAAGUGAUAUCGGAAGAGAAGAAGCUAAAGGAAAUGCAGGCGGGGCAUGGAGGUUAUGACAACGAGAUGCAAUCCUGCCUUGGGAAGACAGGUCGUGUAUUGAAAAUUCACAGUGGCAGCAUCCAGGUUGAUAUCCUCGGAAAACGAUGGUGGUUCAACCCAAAUGCUCUCACCAUAUCUGCACGAGCUGACGGUCAAGCCAGUCACCUAUUCCAAAAAGGGGAUAACAUUAAAGUGAAUGUUGAUCCUCUGACAUUUAAGGCCAAUCAAUCAGGCCACGGUGGAUUUAAAGACAAGAUGCUGGAAAUGCUGAACAAAGUCGGUGUCAUUCAUCACAUUGACAUUGACGGUGAUGCUGUCGUGUACUAUCCAAAUGGCCUUAGAAUGUGCAUUAAUCCCAUGAGUCUGGGAAAAGUAAGUCCAGAAGACUGUGAACCAGUAGAUGUUAGCCACGUUGUAGAGGUUGGAGACUGGGUGAAGGUGGAAGCUGACAAGGAAAGGAUCAAACGUAUCCAGGAGGAAACAGUGCCUUGGGACGAUGACUAUUAUGAUGCCGCAAGAAAAGUCGGUGAUGUGGAGCGUGUUAACUACUGCGCGGAUUUCGCUCGUGUACGCAUCAAGAGUGCAGUCUACCCUUUGCACUUUGACCUUAUCAAGAAAGCAACAGCAGCAGAUCUUGAAGAGACUUUCGACUCAAAAUCCAUCGAAAGCCCAGGUUUUGCAAGAGGAGACCUUGUGAAAAUUGGUGUUAGUUUGGACCAGCUUAGAACCCUUCAACAAGGUCACGGAGGCUAUGUGGACUCGAUGGAAAAGGUGAUGGAUUUGAUAGGAUCUGUCAGCUUCAUCGAUAGUGAUGGCGAUGUCUGUGUGAGGUUUGAUCCCAGGAGGUUUGCAUUAAAUCCGGCCGUGCUGUCCAAGGUACAACCUACAGACGAUGCCCUCUAUAACGGAGAUAUCGUCCGUAUUGAGGCGGACAAGUCACAAUUCAUCAAAUGUCAGAACCAUGCUAAGCAUGGCGGAUACAACCAAAGGAUGCUUUCGACUUGCGGGCAGAUUGGCAGAAUAAUAUCAGUGGUUGACGAGAAGAAGAUAAAGGUUAAAGUUCGGGGAAAGACUUGGACCUUCAAUCCGGAUCUAUUGACAAAAGUUGGAAGUCCUGUCAAAGACACAAUUGGAUGGAGCACAGCGACUAUUUGUGCACCUGGCAAGCACGACUGGAGCAAAGGACGCUGCAUGGUGUGUGUUGUCUGUAAGGAAUGCACACAUUAUGGAAAACAGUGUCCUGCACGUGACAGACCAGGCAGAUCCCCUGGCAGCAUCUGUGGCUGUGGAGAUGGCUAUGCAGGAUGCGAUGACUGUGGUCGAUGCAAAAAAUGUGCAGAAGAAGACCAGGACUCGGAUGAUGACUCUGACGUGGAAGAAAAACUCGAAAAGCUGUUUGGACUCCAAAGCUUAUUGAAACAUGUACGAGUAACUGCAACAGAGUUCACCGAACGGCCAAGUAACGAUGACACAGAUGAAGAGAGAAGUAGGAAGUUCUUUACUGCCCUCAGACAAAUGAAACAAGUAGUGGACCUAAUGCGGAUAAGCCAGGAACAUGAGUCUAUUCCUAAAGUGUACCAGUCGUUAGGAAAGGGCGUUCACCUGCCAUAUGUUGAUUACAAUCAGGGGGCAGAAAGGAAGGAGAUAGGUGAUCACCUGGCCAACAUCGACGCUGCCCCUGUCUUUAUGGAAUAUGUAAACUUCCUGUCAUCUGAGACCACCCAGGAGGCAGCUGUAAAACAGGCUCCUGAAUGCUUGGGCCUGAUAUAUAGUAUCUUGGUCAAUCUAACCGAUUCCAGCUCAGAGUUCUGUUGUGCUAUUGGGAGGAGUGGACUUCUUGAACUACUUGUGCAGGAACUUGCAAAGUGUAGUACUACUACUCCUGCGGAGUCCGAAAGUCAGGCGGAAGCCCUUAAGCUGAUCACCAUUCUCUACAACAGUGCCAGAGCGCCAGACAUCAAGGGUCAUUUUCAUGAUGCUGGGGCCGUGAACAUCUUGCGACCAUACCUUUGUAUUGAAGAUCAGCACAUGAGACUGAAUGCACUCUCUUGCCUCUCAUUUAUUGUUGAGGCAAGUGAGCUGCAUAUUAUCAAGGUCAGCCCAGAUUUAGCGGAUUAUAUUAUAGCCCUGUUGAAUCAGGCUAUCAGUAGCCCAGAUCAUAAAGCUGAGAUAGACAAUUACAACAAAUCGGCUAUGGAGCUUGUGGCAACAGUAAGCAGUCUUCUGCGCAUUGAUGACAACAAGCACAUCUUUGUGGAAAGGGGAUUGUUAGACUUGUUGGUAACAUUUGUUGAAGUUGGCAAUGAUAAAGAAAAGGAAUGCGCCAUUGCAUGCAUCCAAGCGUUGGCUACCAAUGAUGGUAUCAAAACCAUCAUAAAGAAUAAUUCUUCUUUGGUAGAGGGAUUGAAGGCACAGUUGAAUCAUGCUACAUGGUCUGUAAGAAAUUCUGUCAAAAAAACGCUGAUACUGCUGGAAACCUAAUAUAACAUAAGCCAAAGGCCAUGCUAAUAUCAUACAGGUCGUAAGAUGUUGGAUAAACUAACUUUAUACACAAUGGCAUGAAAGUUGUUGCAGUAGCAAGAACAUAUGCCAUUAGAUGUGCCAGUAAUUCAAAGUUUUGAUUGCUACAUUUGUACAUUUGUAAUGUAUACUUACUUUGCUUUUUUUGUCAUUUCAUGUUUUUCAUAUCUCCGUGUAUCUUUGCUGAAUGACGUGUAUUUGUGAACAAUUGAUUAUACUGUAUCGAUUCUUAUAUUCGCAAAUACAAUGUAAUUUCAUCAGGUUGGUAGUUACUCAUAUAGUAAUUUUCUUGUAAAUACAAGCAGGGCAGUACUCACAUAAAACAUAUCGAUGUCAGUCACACCAUGAUCAGAGAUAGAAGCAGAUUCAGCCAUUCUAACCCUGAUGAUGGUGUCUGACAGACAUCGGAUGUGAGUUUAAUAUAAAGUUUAUUAUCAAAGCUUACUAAAUAAUGUAUUGAUUAUUCUAAUAACAUUGUAAAUCACCCUCUUUGUUAAUGGGUCUAUAUUAGCUAUCUUAUGACACAUUAUAUUCAAACCUUCAGUCUAUUUGUAGAUAGAAAAAGGUAGUUUUGUCCGCGGGACAUCUGUCCAUUUUAUGACUUCAACAAGGAUAUUUGUAUAAAAUAACGCAAAACAUAUCUGUAUAUAUGUACUAUAAAUGUAAAUAUGUGAAUACUGUCUGAUGGACUGAGCCUAUGGUCUGAAAAAGGAAUUGACUUUGGUUUUAAGACAUCUAAAAUGUUGAAAUUAACGGUAAAUAGUUUUGUCAUUAUAAUAACCUGGAUCACUUUAAUCUUGAUUGAAAUUCACUUUUCUACUAUUAUAUGUAUAAAACAAUUCAUGUAGUAAGGUUCUUUUCAGCACAACCAAAGGGUAACUUACUAUAUGAAUAAUUGCCAACCUGAUGAAGUUAUUCACGGAUGUAUAACGUAUUGUAUUCGACAAACGUUUUAAAGAGUAAAUGUUAGCUUUGUAGCAUGCAGCAAUAAGCUUUCAGAAUUGGAGUUAGAUGUUUGACCAAGUUUAAAAGUAUAAUGAAGAAAUGAAAGAAACUGAGUAUUCAUUUGAAGAAGCACUUGCAAUUUCAGGUUUCAGAAUCUCACAAUAACCUCAGUCAAAACGAGGUAAGUAAGAUCGCGUUGCGUAAUCGGCAGCGAGUUGGGCCCAGGCCCAAGAGGUCCCGAGUUAAAAACCUGCCGUGUCACCGAUCUCGUGCCUUUUGGAAAGGCACAUAACGCGACUUUCCUCACUUUACUCAGGCGAAAAUGAGUACCUAGCUUCGGCCCUGUGUUUGGAGAGAGUCACACCCUGGGCACGUAAAAGAUCCCACCACAUUAACAGAAAAGAGUAGGGGACCUUCCCGGCGUGAGUUGAUCAAAUCAUUCAGGCUAAAUGGGGUAGGGAGUUUCGCGAGCAGCCUUCGUAACUCCAGCUUCUCUUAUUGGAUCAGUUAGUUGAGCUUACCGAGGUUGCUUGUUUCUGACUUAGAGAAAAGAGAUGCUGCUAAAGUGAGCGUAGUUCAGUGCCUACAAGUGAUCAUUGGUCUGGCACUGAGCAAACUCUUAAAAAAACAAAAGGUAUUGUUUUCGGUGUAUUUGUUAAUGGUGUUAGGUUGGUAGUUAUUAGAAUAUAGUGCCGUGGCAUGAUGUACUGUGAAAAUAUCGCCUCGGGCCAUUUAGUGCUGUACAUGGAUAGAAAUAAUAUUUUUUAACUAGAGUUCAACGAACCCAUCUCUUCGCCAAAUAAUCAUGCCUUUAUUUAAGACUUUAAGGUCU
Molecule: messenger RNA, 8137 nt
Organism: Branchiostoma floridae (Florida lancelet)
Lineage: Eukaryota; Metazoa; Chordata; Leptocardii; Amphioxiformes; Branchiostomatidae
Exons: 40
Coding region: 1-6321 (2106 amino acids)
Biological process (GO): protein ubiquitination
Cellular component (GO): cytoplasm
Molecular function (GO): ubiquitin-protein transferase activity
Source: RefSeq, a predicted model, not a curated record